AUCACACGAGAUUGAAGAUGUCAGCCUCCAUUGCCAACAUGAUUUCGGAUUAUAAUCAUUAAUAAACAAACAUAUUGAGUUAUAAGAUUGUGAAUUGAAAUGGCUUGUUUGGACAAAAACACGCCUGAAACCGAAAAGACGCCUUCACCUACUCAAAUUGGUGAACAAAUGAAUUCAGAUGCACCACAUCAAGAAGGCACUGAUCAAACUGAAAUUGAAACGGAAGCAAAGCCGCUUUCUAAAAAUCAACAGAAGAAACUGAAAAAGAGAGAGAAGUGGUUGCAGUUAAAAGCAGUGAAAAGGGCAGGUGAAAAAAAUAAAAGAAAGAGAAAGUAUGCUGAAGCAAGAGAGAAGGGUGUAACUUUGGGUCCAACUAGAAAAUCUUUAAAAAGAACAGGGAUGAAAGAUUCCCAGUGUAAAGUUAGAGUGGUGAUUGAUUGUUCGUUUGAUAACAUGAUGACCUACAAGGACAUUAUACAUUUGACACAGCAGAUACAACACAGUUAUGCAGCCAACAGAAGAGCGCAAAAUGCUCUUCAGUUUUAUGUGAGUGGAAUAAAUGGUAAAUUAAAAAAGAGAUUAGAAGGAAUUGGUGAUUACAAAGGCUGGGAUAUUUUUAUGAAAGAAGAAGGAUUUAUGUCAUUAUUUGAUAAAGAGAAUAUUAUAUACUUAUCUAGUGAAUCACCUAAUAUAUUAUCAACAAUAGAAGAUGAUAAAGUUUAUAUUAUUGGUGGACUGGUUGACCAUAAUCAUCAUAAGGGAUUUUGCCAUAAUCUUGCAGAAGAGAAAGGCUUUCAACAUGCUCAGCUACCUAUUGGAGAAUAUAUUGACAUGAAAGCUAGAAAAGUUCUUACUAUUAAUCAUGUGUUUGAAAUCUUGCUGCGAUAUACAGAAAGCCAGAGUUGGGAGAAAGCCUUUUUUUCUGUUUUACCACAGAGGAAAGGAGCAGUGGUAAAGAACUGUCACAGUUAUGAACAAAGUGAAAUGGAGAAGGAUGAAGAUACUAAUGAAAGUUUAAGUGUCAAUGAUAAUGCUAAAGAAACAAUCAGUGACAUUUCGCAACACCCUGAUGUGACAAACAAAGAUGAUAAUAUUUGUGAGCCAGAUCUUAAAGAGGACAUAGAUACAUAAUAAUAAUUGUUCUUUAUAAUAAAUCAAAUUUUAUGA
Messenger RNA from Patella vulgata (common limpet), 1167 nucleotides. Its product is annotated as tRNA methyltransferase 10 homolog A. The transcript is spliced from 7 exons. Bases 100 to 1131 code for a protein of 343 amino acids. Gene Ontology annotation, molecular function: tRNA binding. The record is from RefSeq and is a predicted model, not a curated record. Lineage: Eukaryota; Metazoa; Mollusca; Gastropoda; Patellidae. Gene Ontology annotation, cellular component: nucleus; nucleoplasm. Gene Ontology annotation, biological process: tRNA N1-guanine methylation.